CUAUCUGACACAGAGAGAAGGCUAAGAACGAAUUCGGGGUGGAGAAAAAAGGGAGAGAAAAAAGGACCCUCACCAAUCUGGCAUCUCCAUCAACUCGAGUGCCAAGUUGGGUGCUGCCUUGGCCCAUUGCUGCGAGGCGUAGAAAGCUGCUGGCGACCGUCAACCACCAUGGUCGCCGCAUCGGGCCGAACACUCUUGCGACAGCACAAGCCAUUCGCCGAGUGCUCGAGCCAUGCUGUCAGGCGCUACGAGCCCCCGAGGCGCUUCCAAGGCUCUUACGGAGGCGCCGCAUUGACGACGGCCGUGGGAAGAAGCUACAGGCAGUCGGCACCAGGUAGCCAGGGAGACGAGCGAUAUCUCAUCAUUAGAUCCUUCUUCUCGGGCAUCGCUGAUGGGAUCAAAAGAAACGAGCGAGUCCCCAAAUAUGUCUCGCUACGGUCUCGAGGCUUUUCCUCGUCCAGCCUCCGAGCAAGCGAUGGGAAGCCGCCGCCGCCGCCGCCUGGCCCGCGCGAUGCAGACCAACAAAAAGGCCAGAAGAUCGAGCAGCCCGACCAUAGAUAUACUGCACCCUUCCACAACUAUCCUAGAACACUCCGAGAGCUCGCGAUGCGAGCGAGGAGCGAGGUUCAGCAGAAUGAACAAGGAAGCAGUAGUGAAGGGCCACCGGUGGAUCCGGCUCAUAACCCGUCUGAACACGACAAGCACGAUACCACCGGUCCAUCUUCUCCAACGUCGACGAGCUCGACCUCGCGCUGGACACGGCCGCGGCCACCUUCCAAGGAGGACCUCUUGCGAAUCACCCAAGGCUUCUGGACCCGCAUGCGCAUCCGAUUCAAGUGGUUUACCAUCCGCGGCUUUCGGCGCUUCAAUGCCGACGACAUCAGCGCCUUCUUCACCUUGGGAGGGCUGGGAACCAUUCUCUGGAUCGCCAUUGGCACAACGACGUUUGUGUCUGUCGUCUUUGCCGCCUUGAAUGCGCUCAAUAUGCAGGAGUGGAUAGCGCGCAAGAUCGCAGACUACCUCACCUCGGAGACGGGUGUCACCGUCAUCUUUGAGAGCGCAAUCGUGCCCAAGUGGAAGGACUCGCGAAUCUGCUUCCAGAAUGUCUUUAUUUCUCGAAGGGCAUACGGCCACGAUGUCGAGACGCUGCGAGAGGAGCGCUUGGCACUCCGUCGCGGCUCGCGCCAGGAGAGACGUCGUCGCAUGACGGCAUUCACAGCCGGCCAGGGCAUGGCCUGGGAGGGCACCGACAUUGAAGACCGCUACGGCAUCCAGCAUGACGAUAGUGAGGUGGCACCGCCCAUGUCCGACAGGGCUCGUGGCGAAGAGUUGGUUGAGAGCGAGGUGCUGGAUGUGCGCAACAAUUACACCAUGUUCGAUCUCAACGUCGACAGCAUCGAUGUCAAGCUCAGCUUCAGCCGGUGGUUCGAUGGGAAGGGUCUCAUCGAAGAUGCCGUCGUGCAAGGUGUUCGGGGUAUCAUAGACCGUCGCAAUGUUUUUUGGGACCCCGAAAAGCCUUAUGACCCGCGUGCAGCCCGGAGACAGGCAAAGCAUGGCGACUUUGAGCUCGCCUCGCUAAUGGUGUCUGACUUUCUCGUCACGGUCUACCAGCCCGGGGACUUCCGACCGUUCAACCUCAGCGUAUUCGAGGCAGCUGUCCCUCGUCUUCGCAAGCAGUGGCUCUUUUACGACCUGCUCAGCGCAGACCGAAUCACUGGCCAGAUCGACGGCUGCCUCUUUAGCCUGCACAAGCCCCAGAGCAUUGGCCGCACAACGGGACGAGAACGGGAGAUCAUGUCUGGACGGUGGAAGACGCUGUCUCGCCUGAGAGUCGACGGUGUCAACUUUGACCAUAUCCAGAACCAGUCUGACCUCCACGGACCCGUCUCCUGGAUCCUUUCGGGCAAAUUUGAUGUCGUGGCCGACAUCAAGUUUCCCCGCGACAUUUCGACGGACAUUGACAUCAAUGUCAUCCUUUCCGAGAUGUUUGACAACAUCACCCAUGCCGUCUCGGGAGACCCUUGGGAUCGCAACCCUGUGCCCGACGAUGCGCCGAUUCCCGGCCAACACCGCCUCAGUGGACCAGCGAUCGAGGCGCCUGUGACGACCGUAGGACCUGCUGCCGAGGAAGCUUGGCGACAGAAGGCCGAGGAGAUGGAAAAGCAAAAGAGCGAAGAGGGCAGAAAGAAGCGAGGCGAGAGGCGGCGGAGAGGAGCAGUGGCGGCGGCGGAACAAGCUGGCACCACCGCAAACACCAAAAUUCAGACAGACGCCGAAUCUUUGGCAGUGUCCCCUGUCCCUUCCUCAUCGCCAUCCCCGUCUGCUCCGCCGUCGACAGCGUCAAGAGGGCAUGUCGAGACUUCGGAGACGAAGAGCCAUGCUAUGCACCCGGCCAGCGUCAUCAUCGACCUCGAAGUGCGAUUCAAAGACAUCAAGGCGGCCGUACCCCUCUUUUCCAGCGAUCUCACCUAUAGGACGCAGACAUUUGUGCGGCCCAUUGUGGCCUUCAUGAACGCCAACCAUACCCUGAUUCCCGUCCACUGCCGCGUGGUCAUGGAUCUGAGCGAGUUUGACGGCUCCAUGGAUCUGGCUCAGACAGGCUUGCUCCCUGUGGUCUCGGACAAAAUCUACCAGGCCUUGGCCAACCAUGUGACAUCACAGCGGGCAAACGGCCAGAGGAUGAGGAGCGUCUCGACGUGGUGGCUCAAGCUGGCCAUGGACAACGCGUUGCAAGCCGCCGUCCUCGUACGGGACUCGCUGGCCAGUCGCUUGCAGACUGCCUCGUCAUCGGAAUCAAUGACGCUGGCCGAGAAUAGGCAGCAAUAGUAGCUUCGGUCCAUGUACUGUACUUGUAUCUAACCUCCUGCAAGCCAUUUCACCCUUCUUCCCU
This is a messenger RNA of Acaromyces ingoldii, 2890 nucleotides long. RefSeq lists its product as hypothetical. Bases 169 to 2826 code for a protein of 885 amino acids. Gene Ontology annotation, biological process: mitochondrion inheritance. Gene Ontology annotation, cellular component: mitochondrial inner membrane. Lineage: Eukaryota; Fungi; Basidiomycota; Exobasidiomycetes; Exobasidiales; Cryptobasidiaceae. The transcript has 2 exons. The record is from RefSeq and is a predicted model, not a curated record.